Molecule: messenger RNA, 5505 nt
Organism: Mytilus californianus (California mussel)
Lineage: Eukaryota; Metazoa; Mollusca; Bivalvia; Mytilida; Mytilidae
Product: putative amine oxidase [copper-containing]
Exons: 4
Coding region: 153-2543 (796 amino acids)
Biological process (GO): amine metabolic process
Cellular component (GO): plasma membrane
Molecular function (GO): quinone binding; primary methylamine oxidase activity; copper ion binding
Source: RefSeq, a predicted model, not a curated record
UUUACAUAUACUGUUAAGUUAUAAAUAGAAAUAAAUGGGUAAACGGAAAAAGAUAGGAGAGCGUUCCCGAGGAAACAACAACAACAGUCACUGCUAAUGUAAACUCAGCCUACACAUAGAAUUUUCACUAUAAAAGGUUAUCACUGGUCAAUAUGGAAAUGAAAGGACCAAGUUAUACCAACAUAUCAGGACAGAGAUGGCGGAUAAUAGCUUUUUUACUCGGACUGUUGUCUAUUGGGUUAGCAAUAGCACUCACCGUUGUCGUUAUAAAGAACAACAAAUAUGACAAGCUAGAAAUUGAACCAUGUCCAACCACUAGUGAAAAAUACGGAAAAAAAAACCUUGAACUAUCAGAUACACGUUCUGUAUUUGUUCAUCUGACAAAAGAUGAAAUUGAAGGACUCCGAGCGUUUUUAUACGACCAACAAGAAUUAAAUCUCGUAGACCUGAAAGACAUUGACGUAGACAAAAAUUUUAUUUUUUUAAGUGAUUUAUAUUUACCCGAGAAAAAAGAUGUCUUAAGAUACCUUGAUAAGAAUGGACCAAAACCACCAAGAGAAGCUCAUGUUAUCAUAUUCAAAGGAAAUGAACAACCACCAUAUAUUCAGGAAAUCAUAGUUGGCCCACUACCAACGCCAACAUACUACCGAUCCGUGCCAUUUAGGCCUGAGAAAAUCCCAUACAUAAACCGCCCACCAUUUAGCGGAAAUGAAUAUCAAAAAAUGUUAAAAUUUUUAAAAGAAAACAUUGAUCCUUACCUUGGUUUUAUGUUCAUUGAUAUUUUUGGCGCACGACUUACAAAUUGUAAUGAUGCCUGUCUUCAUUUUGGAAAUGUUGUACCCGUAUCUCCUAUACUCUCUGGCGAAAACAAAAGGAAAAUGUGGGCGUCAUUAAAUCAUAUUUCAGAGUACUCGCUAUACCGGCCAUUAGAUUUUUCUGUACUUGUUGAUAUAGAUAUUAAGGUAUUUACUAUUGAAAAGAUUUGGUUCAAUAGUACAAUAUUUAAUAACAUCACUGAAGUGUUAACAUUUUAUAAUCAAAACAAAGAAACUAUUUCCAAAAUUGCUUACCCAGUGUAUAGCUCUGACGAUUUUUCUACUUUGAACCAGCGAGGCAUUCCUCCAAUGGAUCCACCGCUUAGAAACCCAAAACAGUUUUCGCCUGAUGGUAAGCGAUACAAUGUCCAAGGACGUCAUGUUGAAUACAUGUUUUGGAAAUUUGAUUUUCGAAUGUCUACAAUACAUGGACCACAGUUGUAUGAUAUCCGAUUUAAGAACGAACGUAUUGCUUAUGAACUUAGUGUACAGGAAAUUGCUGUUUUUUAUUCUGGUUUUAAACCAAAUGAUAUUUUAGCACAAUUUCUGGAUAGCAUUGCACUUAUAGGCUUGCAAUCAAAAGUUUUGUUUCCGGGUGUUGACUGUCCCGAAGAUGCUACACUUAUUGGCUCUAGUUUCCAUGUAGGAGGUGUAAGUGCAUAUGAAUUAACAACCUCGUUUUGUCUGUUUGAAUUGAAUACAGGUAUGUCAUUUAGGAGGCAUCAUUCUUACUGGUUUGGUAAUGGCAGAUUUUACGAAGGAAUGGAAAGUGUAGUUCUUGUCUUAAGGACCAUUCCUACAAUUGGCAAUUAUGACUAUAUAAUAGAUUUCAUUUUCUACCCUAAUGGAGCGUUAGAAGUCAAGGUGACGAGCACAGGCUAUGUCAGAGCAUUAUUCUAUACAAAAGGCGACGAAAAAUAUUCAUUCAAGCUACAUGAUAAUUUUGGAGCGCCAAUUCAUCAUCAUCUAUUUCAUAUAAAAGCCGAUCUAGAUAUAAAGGGUACAUCAAACAGAUUUGCAACAUUGGAUAUAGACACAGAACAGAUUGAAAACCGGUUCUCGGAAGUUCCUAAUGAAAAAAUUAUCCAACUCAAGUUUAAAACUUCUGUCAAAGAAACGGAAAAAGCCGCAGCUUACCGUUUUAAUUUCGAUGCCCCAAAGUACCUAGUUAUGUACAACGAACAAAUUAAGGAUAAAUAUGGUAAUGUUAAAAGUUAUAGAAUUUUAAAUAAAGGCAUGACUUAUCAGUUAUUACCAGUAGGAUAUGGAAAUGAACCAAUAGCUAGUUGGGCACGUUACCAAAUGGCAGUUACCAAAUAUAACGAGUCCGAGCGAACCAGUUCUUCUGUUUAUGGUUCUUUAGAUAUAAAAGAACCAGUAGUAGAUUUCCAGAAAUACAUUGACAACAAUGAUUCUAUUUUAGAUGAAGAUUUGGUAGCCUGGAUUACAAUGGGACAAUAUCACAUUCCACACACAGAAGAUCUUCCUGUCACAACAUCGCCUGGUAUGGAUAAUAGUUGUUUAUUCUUGCCUUAUAAUUAUUUUGCUGAAGAUGCAGCUAUUUCCUCUAAAAAUGCUGUACGCGUAGAGCCGAUACAAAAGUCCAGAAGAGGAUCAGCUGUAACAGUCCAGCGAUAUGGCGUGAAACGGGAGUCCAAUUGUCUUCCAAAUGAUCAUAACUAUGACGAUUUAAUAAAACAAUAUCCAAAGUGGAUCAUCGAUAAUUGAAUAGUAAGAAUAAUAAUGAUAAUUUAAUUUGAUGUACCCUUUUCUAUGUUUAUAUGUUAGAAUUUCUUAUGUUUUAUGUCUUUUAUUGGUAAAUUUAACCUUGCAUUGUGAUCUUCGAAUUUACCAGACGCACAAUGAUCUUAGUAUUUCCUUAACCCUGACAACAGGUCAGUGUAUAUUAGAUUUUAAAAUACAAAUAUUGGGGAUAUGAUCGCAAGAAACUUGCUGGUGAAUAAUUAAAAUGAAAACACAGAAAAUAAAUCAUCAAAUGUAAGCAUUUACAUCUAAAUUUAGCAAACGACGAGAACAAACUUUGUAGAAGUGUUGUAGAAAUAAAUUCAGAAUUAUGUUUUGAGGUUAAAUUUCAGAGCAUUCAACUCAAUUUAUUUUUAUACUAGCUGCCUAUGUCACAGAAACAUACCAGUAAUUCGUAUAUAUACAUAGCCCGAAGCUAGAUUUGCACAAGCCAAAGUAUAACAGUAAAAUUGCAACAAGCGCUUUUAAAUGCAGUAAGGCAAAUUCAAACGAUCUGUUUUCUAACAAUAAUAGUAAUUUCUGCUGCCUCUUAUAUACAAUUAAUGUAAAUAAAUCGAGAAGACCUUACAUGUCAAGUACUUGCCUUAUAAUCGAAAACCCAAAACUGAUAAUUAUGAGAAAAAUAAAAAAAACAACAAUAGACUGACCCUAUAUGUUCAUAGUAGUAAAAGUUUUGAGUACGAUUAUCUUACUUAGACUAAGAAAUCAACCAUUCAAAAUACUGAAUUUGGAGUUUCGAGCACAAAUUUUGUACUCAUACGAGUACUGAGUACAGUUUCAUGACUCAGAUGCCUGGCUUAUGAUUGCGCUUUUCGUCAACAACAGUGGCAUGCAAUUCUAAACAUGUUGAAAGCAAAUCAGUUACGAAUUUGAAGAGCACUGAAAAUCAAAUUCCCAAAUUUUUUUUCCAAAUAUUGCUAAGGUUAUAUAUUCCUUGGUCGAAAAAACAAAACUCAUCAAAACUACCAGGCAAAUAAUUUGGAACGCCAGACGCAAAUUUCGUCUACAUAAGAAUUAUCAGUAGCGCUCGAAUAAAAUAGUUGGAAGGCCAAAUCAAAUACGAAGUUGAAGAGCAUAAAAAACAAAAAAUUCAGAAAAGUUGUUCUCAAUACGCCUAGAACACUCUAAUAUUCGGAAUGAUUUUAACAUUUUAUAAAUAGUGGUGCUCGAAACUUACUAUUUGAAACCCAGUUAAUAACCAAGUUAAAAAGCAUUGGAAACCCAAAUUCCGAAAUGACGUUUCAAAUUUGAGUAAGAUCAUCUAUGCCUGGGAUUCAAAACCUUGGUUAUUAAUCUUUUAACGAAUGUAUAUUUUUUAAUAUAUUUUCCUUUCAUUUUAAAGCACAACAUGCAUGAAUUAUCUUUAUUGUUUAUACAUAAAAAGAAUAUAUUCUAUAUUGAAAUGACUCCUGACAUUAAGAAGAACAUAUGCCCGAUAAAUUAGUUGUUUAGAGUUGGUAGAUUUCUUGAAUUUAGAAUUAGCUCAGUCGAUAAGAACACUCUGUAAAUUGGUGUAUGGAAAGGCACUUGUAGCUUAUGUAUAUAUUUUAUUUUACAUUUUUUUUUUAUCAAAAUAGAACACAAAUUGACAUUGAAAUGACAUGGAUGAGUUUAAUAGUAUGAAAGUAAGAAAAUAUGUUUUUACAUGCAUAUUGUGAAUAAAUUUGAGGCAACAGAAGUUAAUUGAUGUUCACAUAUUGAUGAUCCAUAAAUAUAUAUAAAUCAAGGUAAAAAAACGACAAAAACUGAGGGAAUAGCAUGAACUCAAAAAAGGGUGACAAGGGAAACGUCUCCUAAUAUGCAUGCAUCGACCGACAUGCGAAUCAAUCGGGAAUAGGGUACGAGAUCAGACGACUAUUCUGGCAUCUUAAGAUCUUAGACCGCGAACACAUGUCGCUAGUGCGUUGAGACACAGACAUGUAGUGAUAGUACUACUUACAUAGCGUCGGUUUUCCUCAUAAAAGAGAGGCAGAAGACACAAACUUACUCAAAGACAAACUAUCAACGCUAAAUGAAAACCAAAAUAAGGACUAGAAGACAAAGUGAAGUGUGAACAUGCACGAGCGUAAUGUAUUAAUAUAGAUAUGUAAACGCCAUUACGAUGGGGCAGAUGGUAUGUAACUGUAGAGAAAUGGGAAGUUGACAAUUGGAAAUUUGAAAACAUCACGUUUGUCAUAGAUUCUAGUUUGAAGUCGCCAAUCUGUUAUUAUCUAGGAAAAGAUAAAAAUAUGAAGCAGAUCUUCUAGUUUUCGUAUUAUCCUUAAUCUAAAAUUCACGUGGGUAAACACUAUAUAAGCCCGCACUGGAAUGUGGUUUAUUGAGUGACAGGACAGCAUCCAUAUAUCUAAAAGUUAAAUGAAAUAGCUUUGCAAGAUACUUAUACCGCAAUACAUACAUGUAAAUACAAGUUUCACUGUGAAUUAUUUCCAUAUAUUUGUGCACAUAUCUUUCACAUUCCAUCCUCCGAGUCAGUAAGAGACUUACGAGAUACAAAACUAAAUAUUGGGCUUAUUUAUAAUCGUAAGAGUCUGAAGCCAAAAGACAAUGUUUCCUGUUGAUUCUUUUAUAACUUGAUAUGAGAUUGUUAAUGACAAGAAAAAUACUGAAAUAAUUGUUCCUCGGGUUAGGUUGAGUAACAUUAACGGUACCAAUUUUAUAACACCAGAUGCACAUUUCAAAAAUUAAUGUCUGGACAAGGAAUGAAGCAACCAAAAUUUGGUUGAAGACCACGAAUAUGUUCCACUCAUCAGAGGCAUAAUCAUAUCCUCUUGCCUUCUUCGUGACGUAUCACCUAGUACUAACUAUCACCGGAUUUUAAAAUGUAAUCAUCAACAAUAUUAGUGCCACAAGUGGUGCAGGAACUGCCAAACUAUCAUGAAUAUAAUAUAAUGUAUUUAGUAUUGAUCAAUAUUUAGUUUUCUAUGUA